AUUGGCGGUAAUCGGCGCCUGGCGUUCUGGCGGCUCGUCGGGCUCAUUCGUUAGAAGAGGUUAUGCAGUGAAACUCUGUGCGAAUACUUCGCGACGAAUUUUUGUAUCCUACGUUAAAAACAACCAGCCAAGAUGACAAUUGGCAAGAACAACAAGAUGCUGCAGCAUAUCAACUAUCGAGUUAGGAUUAUCCUACAGGAUUCUAGAACAUUUAUAGGCACAUUUAAGGCCUUUGACAAGCAUAUGAACCUAAUACUUGGUGAUUGUGAAGAGUUUCGCAAAAUUAAGCCAAAAAACACGAAGCAGCCGGAAAGAGAAGAGAAACGCGUGUUAGGCUUUGUGUUGCUACGGGGUGAGAAUAUUGUUUCUUUAACAGUGGAGGGUCCACCACCUCCCGAAGAAGGCUUACCUAGAGUACCAAUUCCGGGAGCUGCACCAGGACCGGGUAUGGCUCGUGCUACUGGUAGAGGUAUGCCAGCAAACGUUGCAGGAGUGCCAGCUGGACUGCAGGGACCUGUGAGAGGUGUCGGAGGUCCGUCCCAACAAAUUAUGACGCCUGGUAGUAGAGGACAAGUUUCGGCACCACCUCAAAUACAUCCUGGUGGUCCGCCACGCAUGCCAGUUGGCGGGCCACCACCAGGCAUGAUGGGACCACCAGCUGGAAUGAUGGGUAUGCCACCUGGAAUGCCACCUAUAGGACGUGGUGGUCCACCAAUGGGACCACCUGGUAUGCGAGGUCCUCCUCCAGGUUUGAUGCGCGGCGGCCCACCUCGCCCUUACUAACAAUUAGAUGGUUAAGAAAUAUUUCAUAAUAAUAUCAAAGAUAAGAAGUUCUUUUGUAAUAUUAAUGUAAUUUGUAAUCCUCAUAAAACUUUUAUGUGAAUGUAUAACAGUUUUAUAAAAUCACAAUUUAUACCAAAUAAUGAAGUCUUCUCAGGUAACGUUAAUUAAAUAUCUGUUUAUGGGAAAAAUAAUAUAUAAUAAUAUUGAACUGAAAUUUGUGCAAACAUUUCGAUUAAAAAUAAAUUUGUGAUUUUAGACAAUGGA
Monomorium pharaonis (pharaoh ant) is the source of this 1047-nucleotide messenger RNA. It is a transcript of the gene SmB, whose product is annotated as small nuclear ribonucleoprotein-associated protein B. Gene Ontology annotation, molecular function: RNA binding. Bases 133 to 783 code for a protein of 216 amino acids. Gene Ontology annotation, biological process: mRNA splicing, via spliceosome. The transcript is spliced from 3 exons. NCBI's taxonomy places the organism in Eukaryota, Metazoa, Arthropoda, Insecta, Hymenoptera, Formicidae. Gene Ontology annotation, cellular component: U4/U6 x U5 tri-snRNP complex; U2 snRNP; catalytic step 2 spliceosome. The record is from RefSeq and is a predicted model, not a curated record.